Messenger RNA from Caenorhabditis sp. 36 PRJEB53466, 3037 nucleotides. The record is from the annotation of a GenBank genome assembly. NCBI's taxonomy places the organism in Eukaryota, Metazoa, Nematoda, Chromadorea, Rhabditida, Rhabditidae.
AUGGAUUUCAACCGAAGUUUCAUCUCGAAUUUGGGGAGUGCGCCGAACGCCAAGGCCCAGCAGGUACGUGUCUUUUGUCAUGUGAAGAAGAACCGAAUUUGAUAAGAAAACCCAUUAACUAACUAAUCACGUCGCUUUCGUGUCGGUUUCUGCAAGCCAGACAGUACUGUUUCAGAGCAUGUUCAAAGCGUUGCGACGUCUUCACGGCCAGAAUCUGGAGAGCCGCGGACUGCACGACAUGACCGAGGCGUUUCAGUCGUUCGUCACGCGCGCACGCUUCUUCAGCAUCGGAAAACUGAGGUUUGGACGGGGAAAAUGAAAUUUCAACGACGUUUCACUGGCCGUUUAUUUUCAGACGAACAUGGUCACACUCGGCGGCCGAAUUCAUGAAAUAUCGACGUCUUCUGCCAAUGUUGCUCGCCGACGGCGACGCUUUCGACGGAGGAGAGACUGACGGUGAGAAAAACUGUGCAUUUCCGCAUUUUCUAGCCGCACUUAAAUGAAUAAACGUUGCAAUUGCUCGAAUUUUCAGAUUUCGACGCCUCGAUCGCAUUUCAACACGCCUCGCGCGACGACCGCAAGAUUGUCGUUUCGAAUGUGUCGCCACGUGUCACUCAAUCCCAGCUCCAAUCGUUUUUCUCGCAAUACGGAAAAGUCUGAAAGCAAAUUCAGCGAAAAAAAAAACCGCCCGAAAAAAGUGUUCAGAUAACGAGUUGCAUUCUGCCACGAGAAGAGAAGAAGACGUCAGUGUUCGGAACGCUCCCGAAACAUUCGCGAAACUGCGGAACCGCCACGAUCACGUUCAAAAAGGCGGAACACGCGGAGAGGGCGAAGAGUGCCGCGCCGGAAGAGCUCAAGUUCUACGAGCAGGUCAUGGUUGUGUCGGCGGUAAGUGAACAUUCAAAGUUUCAAGCCAUUGAGACCAAAAACCCUGUUUGAGUGCGAAAAUAUGCCAGAGUCUACUAGAAACCAACAAAACUUCAUGUUUUUUUUUCAGUACGUCUCGAAGAAACGUGGCGGAAAAGGGCUGGUGCUGAGCGACGACGUGUCGCGGGAAGAAACGCCCCUCUCGCGGGCCUCCUCCACCCAAUCCCUGGCCUCUUCUUCCGCCGAACAGCACUUUAAUCUGGCCGGAAUUCCGGACAAAGUGCUCAAAAGGAUAUUCUCGUUCCUGCCCGUCCACGAGACGAUUCGAUUGGAGCGCGUCAACAAGAAGUUCAUGGAGGAGAGCAUAAAAUCGUGGGAACUCGUCCACACACUUAUUCUCGCCAGAGAAACCGUGUUCAACAAGCAACGGCCGAUGCGGACCAGUCAUUUGAAGGUACGCUCCCAGUUUCUAAUCGAAAUAUUGCAAAACCUCUGACUUUUCAGGCGAUCCUAACGCGUGCGGGUUCGCACCUCCACUCGCUGGACCUCUCCGGAAUCGUGCACCUUCUCGACGACCGGCGCGCCCUGAAAGUGAUUGCCACGUGUUGUCCGAACCUCGUCGAGCUGGACAUUUCGGGAACGCACGCGCACGCGGAGGCCCUCGAGGAGCUCGGCGAGUCGCUGAGCCACCUGGAACAGCUGUCCUACCGGGGCAUGGAGACGACCGGCGACAAGGCGUUCUACUUCUGCUCAAGAACGUCGGACACUCGCUCAAGUUUGUGGACUUGCGGAAUUCGAAGCGACUGCACGGGCGGUCGUUCCGCCUUUUCGGGUCCCAACUCGAAAGUCUCUACCUGGACGGAUCGUCGAAAGUCGACGAAAUGGCGUUCGAGGAUCUAUGUACCGCCUGCGCGGGACUCAAAGAACUCCGGAUCAACGAGUGCUUUCGCAUCAGCGACGAGAAUUUGAGUAUGAUUGCGCGGCGGAUGGAGGAUCUCUCGAUCCUGACCCUGUGUGGCGACGCGUUCAAGAAUCUGACGCCCGCCGGACUCGUACACAUUAGUCACAUGAAGAACAUCACCGAACUUGCGUGAGUGAGCGGAAAACUGGGAAAAAAUGCGUUUCAGUGGGAGAUUUUGUUCAUGUUUAAAAAGUUCUGGCCUUUUUCGUCUUUGAAAUCGGUGCGUCGUCUGCAAGUGCGCUCCAUUGCACUUUUGCCUGGGAGUUCACAUUUUGUAGCAAUUUUGCGGGAAAAAAACGAGCGAAAGUUGCUGAGAACAGAACUUCGAGCGCUCAAACUGCAAGAAAAACUUGCAGAUCACCCGGAAACGCAUAAAAUGAUUGAAAUUUGCAGCCUGGACUACAACACGCUCGUCAAUGAUGAACUGCUCGUCUCGAUCUCGGCGGGUCUCCCACUGCUCUCGUCGCUGAGUUUAGCCAACGCCGGCGACGAUUCCUCAAUCACUUCGGAGGGCAUCGCGGCCAUCAGAAACCUCUCCGAACUGACGCAACUAGACAUUUCCUCGCUGGCCGCCGUCAACUCGCAAGUUAUGAAGGAGCUCCGAGCGCUCAGAAAAUUGGAGAUUAUCCAAAUGCGAAAUUGUACAUAUCUGGGCGACGAGGGCGUCCGCGCGAUGCUCCAGAUGCCGAAUUUGCGGCACGUCGAUCUGAGCGGCUCGAUUUUGGUGUCGAACGAAUCAAUUCAGGAAUUUAUCCGAGCAUUCCCCUCCGGACCCAAAGUAUUAUUGUCUUUUAUCAAAUGUUGACAAUUAAAAUCUAAUUAAGCUGCCGCCAAUCACUCUGGUAGUCGGUGGAACCGCCGCCGACGCUUCGAAACUCUCGGUCCGCGGAUCUAGGGUCGUCGUGGAUUUCUCGGAUUAUUCGGCCAUUGUCAGCAUGCAAACCAGCCAGACUUCCGCAUCUUCGAAGUUUGCCAUCGUCGGAGGGUCCGCGUCGGACAACGAGGGAUCGGACGAUGAGUUCGAAGCGCUCACCGCUCAAAGUGAGCAGUUUUGGGGGAGAUCCUUUGAAAAUUCUUAUUUUCAAACUUCCAGGAAGCUUCUACAUUGACGCCGUGUGCGGAGAAGAGGAAUCUCCGAUCACUGACGACGGAAAACUGGCCGAGUGGGCGGAGCGAGAAGCGAGAAGUCUCGGACUGCUCAAAGACUAA